Messenger RNA from Nanorana parkeri, 4551 nucleotides. It is a transcript of the gene LMTK2, whose product is annotated as lemur tyrosine kinase 2. Gene Ontology annotation, biological process: protein phosphorylation. The record is from RefSeq and is a predicted model, not a curated record. Bases 388 to 4551 code for a protein of 1387 amino acids. NCBI's taxonomy places the organism in Eukaryota, Metazoa, Chordata, Amphibia, Anura, Dicroglossidae. The transcript is spliced from 14 exons. Gene Ontology annotation, molecular function: ATP binding; protein kinase activity.
GUCACGCCCUUUUUUCCCGAGCCGCGGACUGCCAUUGGCCGGCAGAGUGAGACAUCUGCCUUCCUAUUGGAAUUGACCUCUGCCAAUCGGAAAAAGGGAAUGUUUGCUCCCGCCUCCGGCCGCGGCGAUGUCAGGGAAUAUGGCGGCUGCUGUGUGUUGAAGCUGUUUGGGAAAUUGCGGCGGUGUGUGAGGGGGGGUUUCGGCGGCCUUCUAAACUAUGAGACGGGCCGGCGUGGCGCAGGUGUCUAGGCCCGGAAGGAGGCUGUGGAGGAAGCAGGCUGGCUGCGGUGAGAGGGACGGUCGGUGUUUGUAGAUAGCAGGCUCAGGGGCACAGCUAAGACCCCCUCCCUUAGGAGGCCACCGAGUCAGCCAGGACCGAGAGCUGGAAUGGGGCGGCUACGUGUGUCCUUCCCGAGUCUGGGCCUCUGCUUUUUCCUGGCGCUGGGUUAUGUCCAGGCGGCUCCACUUCCUGGAACAGAAGUUGCCAGCAGUCAAGUUCCUUUGUUCCCGGUGUUGCUUUCUGUCUGCAGUUUCAUUGCUUUGGUUGUGCUGCUAGUAAGCUGUAUUUCCUGUUGCAAAGAGAAUGAAAUAGAUUUCAAGGAGUUCGAAGAUCAUUUUGAUGACGAAAUUGAAUUCACACCUCCGGCUGAAGACACCCCAUCGAACCAGUCACCUGCGGAUGUCUUCACCUUAUCUGUCCCGACAAUCUCCUUGUCUGUUCCAACACAGCUACAGUCCCCUCAAGAUGCAGCAAAGUUCCAGAUUGCCCGCCACAGUCUAAGCUACAUUCAGGAGAUUGGUCAUGGCUGGUUUGGCAAGGUUCUGCUGGGAGAGAUCUACAGAGAAAACAGCGUUGCGAGAGUGAUUAUAAAGGAGUUAAGAGCAAGUGCAAGUACAAAGGAGCAGGAGCAGUUUAUAAAAAAUGGAGAGCCAUAUUGCUACCUGCAUCAUCCUAACAUUGUGCAGUGUGUUGGUCAAUGCGUGGAGACUAUGCCCUAUCUUCUGGUAUUUGAGUUAUGCGAAUUGGGUGACCUGAAGACCUAUUUAAGUAAUGAGAGGCAGAAGUUGAACAGCGACACGGAGAUCAUGCUGCUGCAGCGUAUGGCUUGUGAGAUCGCUGCUGGACUGGCCAUAAUGCACAAACACAACUUUGUACACUGCGAUCUGGCCUUACGGAAUUGCUUCUUGACAUCCGAUUUAACCGUGAAAAUAGGAGACUAUGGCAUAGGAUUCAGUAGGUAUAAGGGAGACUACAUGGAGGUCUCUGAAGACAAGUUCAUUCCAGUUAGAUGGACGGCUCCAGAGCUUUUAACGACCUUUCAGGAUAGAAUAUUAGUGGCAGACCAAACCCGGCCUAGCAAUAUAUGGUCUCUUGGUGUUGCACUCUGGGAGCUUUUUGACAAUUCUGCUACUCCUUAUGCAGAGUUUUCUGACUUGGAUGUUAUAACCCAUGUCAUAAAAGAAAGAGAAGUAAAACUUCCGAAACCUCAACUAGAACAGCCAUAUGCAGACAGAUGGUAUGAAGUAUUGCAGUUUUGUUGGUUGCCUCCAGACCAGCGCCUGACUGCAGAAGAAGUCCACAGACUGCUGACAUACCUCCGCAUGCAAAGUCAGAGGGAGACAGAAACCGAUUUUGAACAGCGUUGGGAUUCUCUUAAGCCGAACCCUAGCAAUCGGCAGGCCGCAGCAAACAAUCUGGCAUUUCCCAUCUUAGAUCAGUUCACUGGUGAUGAACUAGGGCGUGAAUUAGAUGAAGUUCUUACUGUAACAGAGACUAGUCACGGGCUCAGUUUUGAAUAUGUAUGGGAGGCAGCCAAAGAAGAUCAUUUUGAAGAACAUAGUCACUCUGACUCUGACACCACAGUAAAAUAUAAUAGCAUAUUUUUUCCUGUUCCUGUAGAUGUUUUUCAAAAAUCAGUCUCUGACCGUGAGCAAGAACAGCCUAGCCAAGAGGAGACACUUGCAGUUCCAGAGGUUGUACCAGUAUUUGAUGCCCAUAAUGUUUCUGUAGCUAAUGAAUAUUACAUUCAGUUGGAGGAACAAGGUGAGAGCCGGUUGGACUUUGAUCACCGUGGCGAUCACAGAGGACGAAAAGCUGAAAAUGUACAGUUUAUUGCCCUGAGUGAACUUAAUUCAUCAGGUUUAAGUAAAAAUAAAAGUAAUUUGUCUAGGUCCGAGCAGGCAGGCAUUUUGGAUUACAUGGAUGUAUCCGCUCAUGCUGCAUUGCCAGUCAUUGAACCAGCUAGCAGUGUUGGCCUCUCAGAAAAGAUCCAAAAUGAAAUGUCGUUUUGUGACUUAACCAAUCAAAUCGGAGGCCAAGCUGAUCACAGUUCUUCUACACUGUUUUCAAAGAUUGAUUUCUCUGAUAAGAAUAUUUUUGAUACUGAUACCGUCAUUUUGGGAAGUAUGUCCGAUUCAAAUCUGGGGUUUGAAGAUUUCAAAGAACUUUCUGACAAUUUUUUAUUUUUGAAAGAAAAGAACAUGUUGUCAGACAGUCCGUUUGCAAAGGAUCCUAUAUUAGAUCUUACAAAACCAUUGCAGAGUAACCUGGAUGCAAAAAACCUUUUUGAAAACACUAAGAGUUUGGAUAUUGAGCUCAUGUUGGCAGAGCUUGAUGCUUCCUUUCUUAAUAUCUCAGGGGAACAGUUAAUCGUGGAGCUUGAGGAUACCUGUAAACAAGAAAACUUGACACAUUUGCCACUGGUAGAACAGAUGAAGCCUGCUGCCUUUGAUCCGUUCACAGAUUUUGCCAUUGACACUCAUCUGCAUGACAAAAAUCUUGAAAGCAUGCCUGUGUGCAAUAUAAAAAAUCAUAAGAAGGAUGAAGAUCUCAAAGGCAUGCCCUUUGAUUCAAGACUUUCUGAUGCUAUGAACGAGGAAAGUCUAGGACUCAACAGGUCUUUUAGUCAUAACCACGAUGUUGUGGCUCAUGAAAAUGCUUGUAACGAGCAGAUGCAUUCUGAUACAUUUGAUGAUGAGUUAGCUAUUCUAGAUGGUGAUAAUUCAGCAAAGCAUGUAAAUGGAGACUGUAUUUUAAACAGAGUUGCAAUAAAAUCUACUGCUUCUUCAUCUGACUCAACCAGUCAGGACAGCUUGUUAGAUGACACUAUAUCAAACUGUACACAGUCUUUUGUACCAUCUAUAGGAACACCAGAUUCUCUAGAUUCUUUAGAUGUGCAGAAUAUAUUAGAGACUGAGGAAUCACACAAGUUUGUGCCAUCCGAUAAACCAGCUGAUAGUGGAUAUGAGACUGAGAACCUUGAAUCUCCUGAGUGGACCUCACAUGUGAAUGGUUCAUCAAGCCAUACUGUAACAGAUUCUGAGCCCUCUUCUUUUACAGCACCUGUUAUUAUAAUAUCAGAAGUUGGACAAAAUAAUUUUGAGGUAAAUGAGGAAGACCUUGAUAUUAAAACACAGAACUCUGCAAAUGGCGGUCAUAACUCUUACCGUGACUCUGCUUAUUUUUCUGACAAUGAUUCUGAGCCUGAAAAGAAGCCUGAGGUUUUGGAAAAUCGGGCUUCUGAAAUAAUAAAUGCAACUAGUUCUCACACUUCAGAAGAAACAGAAAAUACAUCUAAAAGGAGUGGGCCUAAAAAGGUGCUUAUUCCAGGAGAAUGGGCUGAACAUUUGUCACUGAGUUCAGAAAAUGCGCAUCAGACUAUUCAAACUCCCAUCAAUGAAUACACUGCAGAUGACAGCACAUCAGAACAGGAUGAGGAAAUUGUAAAUCCAUUUGGACCUUCUGAGGUUUUCUGUUCAAUGAACACAUUCAAAGAUAUACCAUUUCUAAGCCAUAGCGAAGGACAGAAAUUAAAAGAGCCGGAUAUGGAAGGCAAAUACUUAGGAAAGUUGGAUGCUACUGGCCUGCUUGAUUUGUCAGAAGAUGGCAUGGAUGCAGAUGAAGAGGAUGAAAACAGUGAUGAUUCCGAUGAUGACAUAAGAGCUUUCACCCUUCAUAGUUUCGGCUCAGACAGUGAGGAUGACACUGUACAUCCAGUUCCUGUUGUUCACAUGGAAACAGAUGAUGGGAAAAACUUAAAAAGUUUAAUGAAAACACACAAGUCUGCUUCAAACAGAUUGCUUGGAAAUAGGAAGAGCAAAAAGGCUGUGAGCUUUUUUGAUGAUGUUACUAUCUACUUGUUUGAUCAGGAAACGCCAACCAAAGAUCUAGGCUCUCGUGCUGUGGACUCUAGUAGUCCAGUGUCUAACAGUCAAUCUUCCCCAUCUGCUCCAGGAUCUCGAUUCACAAACUCUGAGAGCUCAACUGAUGAAGAGGGAGGUGCAUUUGAAUGGGAUGAUGACUUCACAGCUUCUGAUUCGUCGUUUUUAAACAAACAAGCGGCAAACCUUAUGAAUUCCAGACUACCUGUUAACCCUGGAAAAUACUUUUCACCUCCACCUCCAUCUAGAGGUUCAGAUGAAAACUGGGCACACACGUCUUACUCAAGAUUUUCCAUUUCACCAGCAAAUAUGGCAAGUUUUUCCCUCACACACCUAACAGACUCCGAUAUUGAACAAGGGGGUAGCAGUGAGGAUGGCGAAAAGGACUGA